CCGCUGCCCCACAGAUCAUCUCACUGAACCCCUUUACCCACCCACUCUGGACAGACUUAAGAGUGGUGAGAGUGCAGGAGGUGUGGUGUGGGUGGAGGGCUUGUGGUUGCAGCUGCCGCUUUUCCUGAACCCCAGAGCGGGACAGUCGGGGAUCUGAGCAGAAAGGAAAGUCAUCUAAGAGGCUGCUGUUUUACAAGGUCUGGGCACAGCGCUGCCCCUCCCUUCCUCCCUGAAGUUUGCAUGAAGUGCACGUUAGGCUGUAAUUAGGGGAUCUGGUAGGAGAACUUGCCUGGUGACGCUUUGCUUUUCUUCUGCUCUUGGUGAGAAAGUGCCUCCUUCUUCCCAGGAUCAGGACCUCUGCCAUCCAGAGCCACAAAGAGACAUUCUGCACACACACACACUCACACACGCGCACACACACUCUCCCAGAGACAAACUUAAGGUGAGGGGAAAGAGCGCUAGCUUCACUUGAUCUCCAGGUUCCAACAUCAGCAGGACUUGAGAGCAUCUGCGCUUUCUGGAUUUCAGGAAAAGUGAAGAAGAUUCUUUGGGCUACAAAGAUGAAGAGCCUACUUCUUCUGGUGCUGAUUUCAGUGUGCUGGGCUGAUGAUCGUUCGAACAACUAUACUAUGGAUCAUAACGGAGUUAUUCACAUCCAAGCAGAAAAUGGCCCCCGUCUAAUUGUGGAAGCAGAACAAGCCAAGGUGUUCUCACGCAGAGGUGGCAAUGUUACACUGCCAUGUAAAUUUUAUCGAGACCCUACAGCAUUUGGCUCAGGAAUCCACAAAAUCCGAAUUAAGUGGACCAAGCUAACUUCAGAUUACCUCAAGGAAGUGGAUGUGUUUGUUUCCAUGGGAUACCAUAAGAAAACCUAUGGAGGCUAUCAGGGUAGAGUAUCUUUGAAGGGAGACAGUGACAACGAUGCUUCUCUGGUAAUCACAGACCUCACCCUGGAGGAUUAUGGGAGAUACAAGUGUGAGGUGAUUGAAGGAUUAGAAGAUGAUACUUCUGUGGUAUCAUUAGAGUUACAAGGUGUGGUGUUCCCUUACUUUCCUCGACUGGGGCGCUACAAUCUCAAUUUUCAUGAGGCGCAGCAGGCUUGUCUGGGCCAGGAUGCCGUGAUUGCCUCCUUCGACCAGCUGUAUGAUGCGUGGCGGGCUGGGCUGGACUGGUGCAAUGCCGGCUGGCUCAGCGAUGGGUCUGUGCAGUAUCCCAUCACAAAGCCCAGGGAGCCCUGUGGAGGACAGAACACAGUACCCGGCGUCAGGAACUACGGGUUUUGGGAUAAAGAUAAAAGCAGAUAUGAUGUUUUCUGUUUUACAUCCAACUUCAAUGGCCGUGUUUACUACCUGAUCCACCCCACCAAGCUGACCUAUGAUGAAGCGGUGCAAGCUUGUCUCAAUGAUGGUGCUCAGAUUGCGAAAGUGGGCCAGAUAUUCGCUGCCUGGAAACUUCUCGGCUAUGACCGCUGCGAUGCGGGCUGGUUGGCGGAUGGCAGCGUCCGUUACCCCAUCUCUAGGCCAAGAAGGCGCUGCAGUCCCACCGAGGCUGCUGUGCGUUUCGUGGGUUUCCCAGAUAAAAAGCAUAAGCUUUAUGGUGUCUAUUGCUUCAGAGCAUACAACUGAGCGUGCCUGUAGAACACGUCAGUUUUAAAGUCAGAGAAACAUGUGAACGGUUUUUUUUGUUGUUGUUGUUGUUUUCCAAUAUGAACUCAUGCAAGUUACCAAAACUGUGAUAACCCUUUUUUACUUACUGUAAAGAGUCAUUUUCAUAAAGUCCAAUUCAUUCAUUUGUUUUUGUAAAGCUAUCAUUCAAUAUAUAUUAUAAAUUAAUAUAAUUUAAGGGAAGCGCUACAUAAGGAGGCUUUAGAACCAAACGGUUGAAGGUACAACAUCCCAACAAAGCAUUCUUUUGUGAAAGGGGCGUGCCAUAGCUUGAGGAUUGCUAGGGUUACACCGGGAAAAUAAAGCUACUCAGAGCAGCAGCUUCCACAAGCACAAAUUUUACAUAUUUGUACCAUUUUGGAACGCACUACAAUACAUAAAUUAUAGCAACAGGUUUGAAAAAUAGACUUCUUUACAUAAACUCAGAUGGAGAGGUUGCACAAAACUCAGUUUCACAAGGGAACAAUCUACACUUUUCUAAAAGUUAGUAUUUCAAGUCUCCAAUAGCUAGAAUGUCUUACUCUUUAAAAUCUUGCCUUUUUGACCAAAAAAGAUGAAAUUUCAUAUGGAGUCCAACGCAUAGUAAUAAUAAGCACAGUUAAACUCCUUAACGGUCCCAUUUAUAUGAAAUAUGAAACUUAAAUAAGCAGAUAUUUAACCAAUGAGAGAAUCCUACCUUCUAAUUAAAAUGACACUUGUCUGAGAAGAAUUGUUUUAUCUUUCGAGUAGCUUUACUGAGUUAUAUUUAAAAUCUAAGGGCCGUUUGCUAAGCCGCAUUUAGCAUCUACUCAGGGCAGUUAUAUAGAUAAACUGCUGGACAGAAAAAUUGUAAAAUUUAGCAGCUUGAUUUUAUGUUAGCUUAUGAAAUGUUAGUGUCCUAGAAAAAUAACUUUAUACUAUUUAAUAUUUCUUUGCUAUUUACAUUACAUAAAAAAAUUAAAUCAUAAAAG
Molecule: messenger RNA, 2614 nt
Organism: Loxodonta africana (African savanna elephant)
Lineage: Eukaryota; Metazoa; Chordata; Mammalia; Proboscidea; Elephantidae
Gene: HAPLN1
Product: hyaluronan and proteoglycan link protein 1
Exons: 5
Coding region: 561-1625 (354 amino acids)
Biological process (GO): positive regulation of neuroblast proliferation; glial cell differentiation; cell adhesion
Cellular component (GO): synapse; perineuronal net
Molecular function (GO): hyaluronic acid binding
Source: RefSeq, a predicted model, not a curated record